This is a messenger RNA of Coprinopsis cinerea okayama7#130, 1323 nucleotides long. RefSeq lists its product as hypothetical. The transcript has 3 exons. The coding region runs from base 1 to 1323 and encodes 440 amino acids. Lineage: Eukaryota; Fungi; Basidiomycota; Agaricomycetes; Agaricales; Psathyrellaceae. The record is from RefSeq and is a predicted model, not a curated record.
AUGGCCACCCAAUAUUUACCCUCAGAGUGGGAAAAGACCACAUACUACCACGGCAUCUCUCCCGACCCUCCUGAGCUUCUCUACCGCUCAGACUUUCUCGAGAAUCAGUUUAGUGUUCCUGAGGGUCGUAUCCAACACGUCCCUACCAAGACCAUCCAUGGCGUUUUCGACCCAAAGUUCAGGGCCGCCUGGCAUGAUCUGGGACCCAAGAUCAGGGACGUGCUGAAAGACCGCAAGAUCCGGUACUCCGCCAUCCAGCCCGCUCGUUUCGAGACGCACACCGAGGACGGGGAGAGCAAUCUCGGUCCCAUUAGGCCCGCUGUAACGGAGUGGUUUGAGGGAGCCGUCGAGCGUCUGUCUUCCAGUCGUCCGGCUCUCUUGGGCGUCACCCAUGACACCAACCCUACCUACCACGUCUUCCACGAGGGGGGCCCCAGCGGCAACGACAGCGCCAGAGUGCUCGGCGUCACCAACUGCCACGUCCUGCGCAAGGACACCACUGUCCCGUACGUGCGAGAGGACGCCGGCCGAUCGCGCCUGCCCGUCUGGAUUGCCAGCGAGCGUCGCUUCCAGCGCGGCCUCGGCGAGAUCCAAGCCGCCAUUACCGACUCAAGGCUCAGCGCCGACUUAUUGGCUCGGGAAAUCGAGGAGCUGAAGGCGGAGGGGGCUCAGAAGGACCUCGAGGCCAAGCAGGCGCAGUUGACCAAGAUGCAGAAGGACGUUAGCACCCUUGAGGCCUUCUACAACAUGGUCCAAUCCCAUUGGUCUGACAUUGAGGCUCGCAACGGCGGAUGGAUGGAUUGGGCUCCCGAGAUCUCCGUCGACCACUACACCAAGGACAUUGCCACCUUUGAAGUCGACGCGGACAAGAUCUCGGCCCAUUACAAGGGCAAUGUGGUCGACUUAGAAAACCUGCAGGCGCGAAGUACACCCUGCCGCAGCUCGUCAACAAAUUCUACCCCCCUCAACAACAGCAAGCCCGCCUUCAAGUUCCCGAUUAACCGGCAGCUCCGCAUCGACGGCUACAUCACCGACGAGGGUUUGGCCAAUCCCGACAGUUUCGACAGCAACGGCGAGCCUUGCAUCAUUGUCAUGAAGGUCGGCAACACCACCGACCUGACGGUCGGACGUUACGCCGGUCUCGAGGCCUUCGUUUGCGAUAGCCUUGGCGUCGAGUCCAUUGAGCUCGCCAUCGGUAUCCUUCACUCCGGCAUCGUCAAUGGCAAUAACAGCCUCGUCACCUACGCGACUCCCGCCUGGUGGGUUAUCGAGCAACUCAGGGCGCAGUAUCCGUACGCCGACUUCAACCGCGACCACUUCUGA